This is a messenger RNA of Fusarium vanettenii 77-13-4, 1719 nucleotides long. RefSeq lists its product as uncharacterized. The transcript is spliced from 6 exons. Gene Ontology annotation, biological process: siderophore transmembrane transport. NCBI's taxonomy places the organism in Eukaryota, Fungi, Ascomycota, Sordariomycetes, Hypocreales, Nectriaceae. The record is from RefSeq and is a predicted model, not a curated record. The coding region runs from base 1 to 1719 and encodes 572 amino acids. Gene Ontology annotation, molecular function: siderophore-iron transmembrane transporter activity.
AUGCAUAGCGAGUCGUCUAGCAUUCAGGCUGGUGUGCAAAAGGCCAUGAUUCUGAAGAAGGCGUGGUCACGUACAUCCUUGGCCAUCGCUUUCUCAAGUCUGUUCCUCACAACUCUCGUCAUCACCUUCUCCGACUACUCUGGACUGGUACUUGAGCCUUAUGUGACAAGCGAGUUCAGGUCGCAUUCAGCGAUGAGCUCCGCUCGCGUUGUCAUGAACAUUACUCGCAUCGUUGCCUAUCCCGUCAUUGCCAAGCUGAGCGAUGUCUUUGGUAGAGCUGAAAUGUUCACCUUUUCCAUCCUGUUCCAAACUCUGAGCUUCAUCCUCUAUGCGACUAGCAAGAACAUUGGCAACUACUUUACUGCAGGCCUCUUCGACGCAAUUGGUGCCACCGGCUUCACCCUGGUCCAGCAAGUAUUCCUCGCCGAUGCCACAAACCUCGUCGACCGUGCAUUCUGGUCCACACUUCCCGAGUCCAUCACCACCAUCCCGGCGCUCUACCUGGGUACCAUCAUGGGUGAAGGCUUCCUCAAUGCGACUUGGCGCUGGGGUUAUGGUACAUGGGCCAUCGUCACUCCCAUUGUCGCCGUCCCGCUCAUCGCCACCAUCGCGGUCCUUCAGAAGCGCGCCAAAAAGCAUGGGCUGCAGGCCAAGACUUUCUCAGCUGUCGCAGGGUGCUCUCCGGAUAGUCCGAUGUGGAAGAAGGUGUUUCACCUCAUCUGGACCGAGAUUGACUUCUUGGGUUUGAUCCUUCUCAUUGCUGGUCUUUCAUUGAUCUUGAUCCCUGUGUCCUUGACUGGCUCGUUCAAUCCUCAACGCUGGAAGGAAGGCUCGUUCAUCGCCAUGCUUGUGAUUGGCGUCAUCUGCUUUGCGGCAUUUCUGGUUUGGGACCUCAAGUAUGCUCAGAAGCCUUACAUCCCCUGGCGCAUGGCCAACAAGACCGUCAUUGCUGGAUGUGCCAUCCAGAUGUUUGACUUCUUGGGAUACUCGCUCUUCACCAUCUUCUUCCCCAGUUAUCUCCAAGUAGCGGGCCAGUUUUCUCCCGGCCAUGCCACUCGCAUCGACAACUCCCUGCGAGUCGCCUUCCAGAUCUCGGGCUUGUUUGUCGCCGUUGGUAUGAAGUACACUAAGAAUGCCCAGUACUGGGUUCUUGCUGGCCCUCCAAUGGUAAUUCUCGGUCAAGGAAUCAUGAUUUAUCUCGUCAACAUGCCCAAUGGUGGUCGUGCGAACGAGGCAUCCUUUAUUGCUUCCAAGGUUCUCUCUGGUAUCGGCCGAGCAUUCUUCCAAACCGCUGGUCAAGUGUCUGUUCAGGCUGUGGUUUCUCGUCAGGAAGUUGCCGUCGUGACAGGUCUCUUCCAAGCCGCGACCAGCGUUGGAGGUGCCCUUGGUACAAGUAUCUCUGGAGCCAUCUGGCGCAAUACUCUCCCUACGAAACUCGCGUCCUAUCUCCCCGAAGAGAACCGAAGCAACUCCACACUCAUCUUCCAGGACAUCGUGACCGCCAAGGGGUACCUCCCUGGCACGGAAGCCCGUGCGGCAAUUAAUCGUGGCUACAGCGAAUCGCAGAUGAUCCUCGCUAUCGUCGCCACGUGUUUCUGUGUGCCUAACCUUGUCAUUAUGUUUUUCAUGAAGAAUAUGAAGCUCGACGAAGAGGAUGAGAAGGAUGAGAAAGGUAUUAAUCGCGCCAUUGCCAAGAUUGAGCAACAGGGGAGAAAUUAG